Saccharomycopsis crataegensis is the source of this 2793-nucleotide messenger RNA. Its product is annotated as S9 family peptidase. Gene Ontology annotation, biological process: proteolysis. The transcript has a single exon. The record is from RefSeq and is a predicted model, not a curated record. Gene Ontology annotation, cellular component: plasma membrane. Gene Ontology annotation, molecular function: serine-type peptidase activity; dipeptidyl-peptidase activity. Lineage: Eukaryota; Fungi; Ascomycota; Saccharomycetes; Ascoideales; Saccharomycopsidaceae. Bases 1 to 2793 code for a protein of 930 amino acids.
AUGCCUGACACCAUGAUUGCCGAUGAUCUCGAAAGAGGUUUGCAUUCAAGAUCAUCAUCUAGUAGUUCGUUAACUAAUGAGCUCGAAUAUAUCAACCAAUUUGCCUACAAUAAUGCCCGUGGGUCAUUAAAUCCAAAAACGCGCUCUAGAGCCAACUCUUCAGAAAACCCAUUCGCCGAUGAUCCAGAAAAUGGCUUUUUGGAAGACGAACCAAAAUAUGAAAACUAUCCAAAGCCAAUAACCAAAAGAAGCAUAUACACUAUCACUGGACUUGUAUUAGUGGUAUGGCUUACAGCCCUUCUUACUUACUCAAGGCUCCCAAGGCACCUGAGUCCAGAGAGCGCGUAUAAAGGUUAUGACACUGCCACUGCCUUCGGAAUCAAUAAUAAUAACACAGCCAUAGCAACAAAAACAACAACAACAACAUCAUCAUCAUCAUCAUCAUCAUCAUCAUCAUCAUCAUCAUCAUCAUCGAAUGAUGUUGUCGCUUCUUUUUCUGGUCUUCAAACACUUGACUUAUCCGCUUACCGCAGUGGGAAGUUUUUUGUAUUUGAUAAUAAUUACCAUUUCAUUGAUCCACCUUCCAGUCACAAGUCUUCGGAUGAUGAAGGCCUUUAUUACGGUUUAACUAAAGAAAAUUUUGUCGCUAAAAAAAUCAGCGAUUCUGAAUUUUCUAAAACUAUUGUCCCAAGAAAAUUCACCUAUGAGUCAACUUCUUACCGUGUCUUUUCCAUUUAUCCAACUUUUGACUUGAAAACAGUUAUUGUUACCACUAACGAAGAAGUCCAAUGGAGACAUUCAAGAUUCAGUCAUUUUUUCAUUUACGAUGUUGCUUCACAAAACUUCCAGCCAUUGUACACAAUUAAUGAUAGUGGUAAAGAAGUUAUCCCAAAGAUUAGUUUUGCACAAUGGUCACCUAACUACAACUACAUUUCUUUUGUUUACCAAAACAACAUUUAUCUUAAAACUAUGGCUACUGGAAAAAUUACCCAAGUUACUAAUGAUGGUGGUGAAAACAUUUUCAAUGGCAAACCAGAUUGGGUUUAUGAAGAGGAAGUCACUGCCUCUGAUCGUUUACUUUGGUGGUCACCAAAUGAAAAGAACUUUGUUUUUGUCAAGACUAAUGAUACCAAUGUUCCAGUCUAUGAAAUCGACUAUUACACCAAGAAUGUUGAUUCGAAAUAUCCAACUCAUAAACCAAUUAAGUACCCAAAGCCAGGCUACUCUAACCCGAUUCUUGAUGUGUUCAAUUAUAACAUUGAAAACGAUGAAAAACAUCUUCUUGAUCACAGUGAUAACGAUGGACAAGCUCUUGGUAAAGAUUAUAUCGUAUACGACGUUUUUUGGCUUAAUGACAAUGACUUUAUUUGCAAACAGUCUGACAGAGAAUCCAACAUUUUACAUUACCGCUUGUACGAUCACAAAUCUGGAUCGUCUAAAGUUGUCAGAAAAGUUGAUGCUGUUAAAGAAUUUGGCGGCUGGAUUGACAAGACUCAUGUUGUGGUAAUUCCGGCUAAUCCUAAUACUGGUCGUGAUACCGAUGGCUAUGUUGAUAUUAUUGUUGACAAGAACGGUUUCUCUCAUCUCGCAUAUUUCAAAUCUUCCUCUUCUUCUCCUUCUAUUGUGCUCUCACAAGGUGAUUUUGAUGACAAGACUUCUCAUUUGGCAUUUGACUAUGAUAAAAAUAUCUUGUAUUUUACAUCAACAAAACAAUCUUCAAUGUCUUCUCACCUAUAUUCUGUGCUCCUUGAUUCCAGUGCAGAACUUACUGCUUUGACUAACGACGAAGAGCUCGGUUACUAUGAAGCCUCAUUUUCUCCUAAUUCCAAAUAUCUUAGUUUAAAUUACAAGGGACCCCGUAUGCCAACCCAAAAGAUUGUGGACCUCCAUGCUGAAAACUCCCAAUAUUUCACUGAUAUUAAAUCUAUCACUGAUACUUCUAGUGCGGACAAAGCCCAUACUGAAUAUGCAGUUCCAUCAAAACAAUACCUUGAAAUUGAAGUUGAUGUAGUCAACAAAGUCUCUGUGAAUGUUCUUGAAACUAAGCCACAAAACUUUGAUCCUAAAAAGAAAUAUCCACUUCUUGUUAACUACUAUGGUGGUCCAGGCUCUCAACGUGUGGAAGCCAAAUAUGGUGUUGGAUUCUCCGAAGUGGUUUCGUCGUCCCUUGACGCUAUUGUUUUACUCAUUGAUCCAAGAGGUACCGAUUCCAAGGGAUGGAACUUCAAGAAAUGGGCUCGUAAUGCUAUUGGUGAAUGGGAAGCUCCAGAUAUUAUCGCUGCUACCAAAAAGUAUAUUGCUGAAAAUGACUACGUUGAUGCUGAUCGUACAGUUGGUUGGGGUUGGUCUUACUCUGGUUUUGUCACAUUGAAACUUCUUGAAAUGGACACUGAACAGGUAUUCAAGUACGGUGCUGCUGUUGCUCCUGUUACCGAUUGGCGACUUUAUGACUCUAUUUAUACCGAACGUUAUAUUAACACUCCAGAACACGAUCAUGAAGGCUACAAGUUUGCUACUGUUGGUUCUAGUGAUGACUUCAAAUUUGAAAACUUCAAGCAAAAGAAGAGAUUCUUGAUCAUGCAUGGUACUGGUGAUGAUAACGUUCAUAUCCAAAACACCUAUGCACUUUUGGAUAAGUUGAAUUUGGCUGGCGUUGAGAACUUUGAUAUGAAAAUUUUCCCUGAUAGUGAUCACAGUAUUUACUAUCAUAAUGCUAACACAAUUAUUUAUGACAAGUUGUUCAACUGGUUCAAUGAUGCCUUCAAUGGCUCUUUGGAUAAGUUGAGUGGUUGA